GUCUGAUAAACAUGAUCUUUUGUGAAAUGAAUAGCACAGUGUUCUGUUAAAAAUAUAUUUAUGAUUUAAAUAUUAAUUAAUUUAACAUAAUGAUUGUAAAUAAUAGAUUAUUAACAAUGAACCUAUUGCACAGUAUUAGGAGAUUUCAUUGUUCAAAAAUUGAGAAAUCAGCAUAUGAAGGAAGUGGUAAAUCGACAAUAAAUAUUAUUAAUGUUGCUGGCCCCAAAUUGUUUAUAACUUCAUGUUCAUCUAUAGGAUUCAAAUUAAAUAAUAAUUCAACAUUAGUGGGUCCAUUGGCAAUUUUUCCAACAACUUUUUUGUGUUGGAACAUUGCUUCUGGGAAAGAUAUAAAUAAUGCAAGUUUAUCUUUAUUUACCAUCAUUGAACCAAAAUUAGAUGUAUUAGUCUUAGGUAUUGAAACUAAAUAUGAUUUUAAAAGAAUUUUGGAACUAAAGAAACUAGUUGGUGAAAAGAAUAUCAGUGUUGAAAUACUGCCUACUGAUCGAGCAUGUGGUGUAUAUAAUUUCCUCUGUGAGGAAGGUAGACAUGUUGCAGCUGGUUUAAUACCACCAUUACCGGAAGAGACUCUUACCUACAAAAAAUUAACAGCUACUAUGAGAUCUAUUGGAAAUGAAAAAUUGAUAACAUCUGAAUAAUUUAGACAGUAAAAUUGUAUAUAGGAUUAUAUUUGAAAUAAACAUUAAUACACAUGGAUAUUCAGUAAACUAAUAUUUAU
Molecule: messenger RNA, 736 nt
Organism: Megachile rotundata (alfalfa leafcutting bee)
Lineage: Eukaryota; Metazoa; Arthropoda; Insecta; Hymenoptera; Megachilidae
Product: NADH dehydrogenase [ubiquinone] 1 alpha subcomplex assembly factor 3
Biological process (GO): mitochondrial respiratory chain complex I assembly
Cellular component (GO): mitochondrial inner membrane
Source: RefSeq, a predicted model, not a curated record